Kuraishia capsulata CBS 1993 is the source of this 5691-nucleotide messenger RNA. RefSeq lists its product as uncharacterized. Gene Ontology annotation, molecular function: DNA binding; TBP-class protein binding; ATP binding. Lineage: Eukaryota; Fungi; Ascomycota; Pichiomycetes; Pichiales; Pichiaceae. The transcript is spliced from 2 exons. The record is from RefSeq and is a predicted model, not a curated record. Bases 1 to 5691 code for a protein of 1896 amino acids.
AUGUCGAGUUUGCUGGACACAGGUUCAUCUGCGUUUAUCAGAAACACCGCAGCCGACCAACUGGCUGACCUCGCAAAGCAACAUCCCGAAGAAUGUCUUAACCUGCUGACGAGGGUAUACCCUUUCCUAAAGAGCAAAAAAUGGGAGACUAGAGUCUCUGCCGCUAAGGCAUUUGGUGGAAUAGUAAACCACGCAGACCAGUGGGAUCCUAACUCCGGUCAAGCGAAAGAUGAGGAAACGGAUGUGAAAGAAGAGGCCAAAGAUGGGUUGGUACCCGUGAAACUUGAAGAAACCGUUGCGGAGCUGAAAGACAUGAUCAAAGACCAAGACGGUCAUCUUGUUUCUUUCGACGAGUGGAAUCUGGUUGACGUCAUACAAAGUGGUCGUAGGCUACUGGCCACAGCAGUCAACGAUUACAAUGGCAAACUGGAGGAUCAGGGCAUGCCAGACUCGAAGAAGAGGAAAACAGAUCUUUCGUCUCGGCUUGGUCUAUUUGAUGUUUCUCCGGAACCCCAGGUUGACUCCGAUACCCCAGAGGUCAAAUCGGAGAUAAAAUCGGAGGUCAAGCCCGAGAUUGACCAGCCGGCGACUCAGGCACAGAGUGCCAGGAUGAGAGCAAUGGCGAAAAGAAAGGCCAGAGCAAGUGCAAAGGGUGGUUUGAAUAAGGCCAAGGCAAUUGAUCUCUCUGAGAGUUCCGUCAGCAGACGACUCGUCGAGGACGGAACCAUAAAAGAUGAAGACUCCAAACAGGAUCUUGCCCUUGUUGCAGACGUUGAUAUUACGGAUCAAGCAGACGGUUCCAAGAUUGUGGUGGAGCACAAAGUUCCUGAAAUAUCUCCGAUUCUGUCCAAGCACUCUAAUGUUACUGGAUGGGUGUGGCCAUUCCAAGGUGUCUUUGAGCUCAUGGUCAAAGACCUCUUCAAUGACGUCUGGGAGAUCCGUCACGGUGCAACAAUGGGACUUCGUGAACUUCUGAAGAAACAUGCCACUGGCGCUGGUCGCGUACGUGGCCAAUCAAAAUCCGAUAACGAUAUACGGAAUACUAGAACUCUGGAAGAUUUGAGUGUGCGAUUGCUAACUCUCUUUGCAAUCGAUCGUUUCGGAGACUACGUCUCAGAUACAGUCAUUGCUCCAGUGCGAGAGAAUGCGGCUCAAACGCUUGCAGCUCUCUUGAUCCAUCUUCCUGAUGACACUGUGAUCAAGACGUUCAAUGCCUUGACUCAGCUGGUACUACAGAAUCCUGUCGAGCUUGGACUUGUUGUACCCUGUUGGGAAGCCAAGCAUGGUGGUAUGUUAGGUCUCCGUUACUUUGUCAGUGUAAGGACCGAUACUUUGUUUGCCCACUCGGAGUUGCUGGAUAAAACAAUACAAAUGGUGUUGCACGGGCUCACUGAAUCCGACGAUGAUGUCCAAAGUGUUGCAGCGUCUACCUUGAUCCCUAUAGCGAAAGACUUUGUCAGACUCAAGCUGGACUCCGUGUUCGAAAUCGUUAACGCCAUCUGGGCAGAUCUCUCUGGACUAAAGGACGAUUUGUCUGCUUCUAUUGGCUCCGUCAUGGAUUUACUGGCCAAACUCUGUUCUCAUGAGGAAGUCUUGGCCAAGAUGAAGAGAGACUCAGAGGUUGACGAGACGCGCAACUUCAAGCACCUCAUUCCAAGGCUUUACCCCUUUUUAAGGCAUUCUAUUACCAAUGUGAGAAAGGCAGUACUUCGAACUCUGCAGGCAUUCUUGUCGAUUCAAGAUGAUGGUGUAAAAGGGUGGGUGGACGGAAAGAUUUUGCGUCUGCUGUUUCAGAAUUUAUUGGUGGAACAGAAUGUGGACGUUUUGAAUCUUUCAAAAGAAGUGUACAAUAGCCUUGUCGAUGAGAUCAACAAAAAAGACACCCACAGUUCCAUGGACGUCAUCUUCAAAGAUCACGCCAGUCCUCUUCUAUCUCUCGUGCUGACUCCUAUUGGAGUUGCCAGGCAUAACUUUGCCAUGAACUCUUCCUUGAUUCUUCGUCCAAGUGGAACCACGCUAUCAUUACCAACAGACUCGAUUGAUGGCAAUGGUGAGUUUAAACGUGGAAGAAAGAGAAAAACACCUCCUGCAACGAACGGUGCCGUUCCGGUGGAGAAAGGUAUUCCGGAAACAGAGUACGAUAUGAGAGUCAAUAUUGAUGCACCAAUGUACAAUGGUGACGUGACUCUUGUUGGUGUCGACGUUUUUAUACGCACCAGGCUCGCAGCAGCCGAUGCCUACGGUCGCACUUUGGCUUCGUUCACAUAUCUGGAAAACCUGAAGCCAAUCUUCAACGAUAUCAUGUGUGCGUUGAACGAUGUAUUCGGGACCUCUCGUUUAUUCGCGGGCUUAAUUCUUGAAAAAUACGGCCGUGGCUUGAUUGAUGCGGGUAAAGUACAAGAACCAUACGUCGUGGACACGUUUUUGCCAUUUCUCAACUCAAUUCUGGCUUCUCCUGAGGAUCUUCCCGCAUUCCGUGAACUCACGCCGAUUUUGAAAAGUUUGAGGAUGCAAUGUCUUCAGCUCUUUUCUCUGUUAACAGAACAAUGCAAGGUCUCCUUUCAUAAGCUGCCCCAAUUAGCAGUGGUUGUUCAAGGUGAACUUGAAGCCGGUCCUGACGCCUUCGAUAUCAAGAUGGCGGAGAAGGUGGUAGAGGAAAUAUACCCCAAGAUCUUGAAGAAUUUGAGUCCAAUGGUUAGAAUGUCACAUAUUACCGCUCUGGAAGAUGCCAAGCAUCGAAUCGUAUUUGCAAUCGAAGAAGCUAAAAGCUCCAGGGGUGAAAGGUCCAACGCGAUUUUGGCAGCACAUGCAAGUGCUUCUGUUGUCUUAGGAGGACUCCCCAAAAAGCUUAAUCCCGUCAUCAGGUCUUUGAUGGAAAGCAUCAAAAUGGAAGAGUCAGAUCUUUUGCAGAAAAGAUCGGCUGAAUCUGUGGAUCAUCUCAUAUACCAGCUCAUAAAAUCUGGAAAACAAGGUGCUUCUGAUAAGAUGAUCAAGAAUUUAUGCGGUUUCAUCUGCGUUGAUACAUCGGAGGUGCCAGAGUUUGUUCCUAAUAGGAGUUUCGUUGACAUUGUUCUUUCACUCAGAAAGGAGGAGGCUAAGACUGAUGCUGUUGACAUCGCAAGACACGAAAAGGAAGUUCACUCAGCCAAAAUCAAGACGCGUGGUGCCAAGUUUGCUCUCAAUGGUUUAUUGGAGAUGUAUCAGGAGAAGCUAUUCAUUGAAAUACCCAAACUAAAGGGUCUGAUGUUGGAGUCAUUGUCCCUUGUCAAAUCAAGUUCUGGUGAAGGUAAAAUUGCUAUCGAAGAUUUGCAAGGACAGUCUAUCAUUGAUGCUUUGGGUCUGAUAAGAGCUCUGACACCAAACUUACACGAAUCGUUGUUCCAGGAAGUCUUCGACAGAUUGGACUCCGUGUUGGAAUGUCUGAAAUCGGAUUUCUCGGUCUUUAGGUACUCCGCUGCCAAAUGUUUUGCGACACUCUGUGCUACUGUUCCCACUCUGGGUUUCCCCUUUUUGGUAGAGAAAGUUUUGACAAUGUUGAAUAAUGCUGGGGUUUUGCGUGAGCGCCAAGGUGCGAUCGAAUGUAUCUACCAUUUGUCAGGUACUAUGGGUGCCGAGAUUCUGCCAUACGUUGUUUUUCUGAUUGUUCCAGUCCUUGGUAGGAUGAGCGAUUCCAACAACGACGUUCGUCUGUUGGCAACCACAACGUUUGCCUCUAUCAUCAAAUUGGUUCCUUUGGAAGCAGGUAUUCCUGAUCCUCCAGGAAUGCCAAAGCAGUUGUUGGAAGGCAGGGACAGGGAGAGAGAGUUUAUCCAGCAGAUGAUGGAUCCUUCGAAGAUCAAGCCAUUUGCACUGCCUGUUUCUAUCAAAGCCACUUUGAGAAAGUACCAGCAAGAAGGUGUCAAUUGGCUGGCCUUUUUGAACAAGUACCAUCUGCAUGGUAUAUUGUGUGAUGAUAUGGGAUUGGGCAAAACUCUGCAGACUAUAUGUAUCGUCUCUAGUGACCACCAUAUGAGGGCAGAAGUACACGCCAAGACAGGAUCUUCGGAUUCGCGCAAGCUCCCUUCUUUGGUUAUUUGUCCUCCAUCUUUAACAGGGCACUGGGAACAAGAAAUUCAACAAUACGCUCCAUUUAUGAGCGUGUUGGUUUAUGCAGGCGGGCCUUCAGUGAGAUCUGCCUUGCGAUCCCAGCUGGGAGAUGUUGAUGUUGUUGUGACCUCAUACGAUGUUGCUAGAAACGACGCCGAGCAUUUGUCCAGUCAGGAUUACAAUUAUUGUGUCUUGGACGAGGGACAUAUUAUCAAGAAUGCUUCCACAAAGCUGACGAAGUCUGUGAAACGGAUUGUGGCGGAGCAUCGUCUCAUACUAUCGGGCACACCUAUCCAGAACAAUGUGUUGGAGCUCUGGUCUCUGUUUGAUUUUUUGAUGCCUGGAUUUUUGGGCACCGAAAAAGUCUUUCAAGAAAAGUUCGCUAAGCCUAUUGCGGCAAGCAGGAAUGGAAAGACAUCUUCCAAAGAACAGGAAGCAGGUGCUCUUGCUCUUGAGUCAUUACACAAACAAGUACUGCCAUUCAUGUUGCGCCGUUUGAAGGAAGAUGUUUUGUCUGAUUUACCUCCUAAGAUCAUUCAAGACUACUACUGUGACCUCAGUGAUUUGCAGAGGCAACUUUACAGGGAUUUUGCAAAGAAGCAAAAGGAUACAGUCGCUACUGAUCUGCAAAAGAACACAGAAGAGCCCGAGGCUCAGAAGGAGGGGAAACAGCAUAUUUUCCAGGCGUUGCAAUACAUGAGGAAACUGUGCAAUCAUCCUGCCCUGGUGUUAUCUCCGAAACAUCCGCAGUAUGAUGAUGUGAUGAAGUAUCUUGCUGCAUCAAACAUGGGAAUCCGUGAUAUCAGACACGCCCCAAAGUUGAUGUCGCUGCAGAUCCUCCUCAAAGAAUGUGGAAUAGGCGCGACAGAACCUCAGCUAGAUUCCAGAAAACAAAUGGUGCCAUCAGAAGGAGUCAUCAGCCAGCAUAGAGCACUGAUCUUCUGCCAGUUGAAAGAUAUGCUUGACAUGGUGGAGAACGACUUGCUCAGAAAAUACAUGCCCUCUGUGACUUACCUCAGAUUAGAUGGUGGAACCGAUCCAAGACAGAGACAAAACAUCGUGCGCAAGUUCAAUAACGACCCGUCCAUUGAUGUGCUGUUACUUACAACCAAAGUUGGUGGUUUGGGUUUGAACUUGACGGGUGCGGAUACCGUGAUAUUCGUAGAGCACGAUUGGAAUCCGAUGAAUGAUCUUCAGGCCAUGGAUAGAGCGCAUAGAAUCGGCCAAAAGAAAGUGGUCAAUGUCUAUAGGCUAAUCACAAAGAAUACUCUGGAAGAGAAAAUCAUGGGAUUGCAGAAGUUCAAGAUGAAUAUCGCUUCUACAAUUGUCAACCAACAGAAUGCAGGAUUGGCCUCCAUGGACACCGGCCAAUUGCUGGACUUGUUCGAUGUUGAUGAUAAGGGAGGUUCUGCUUCUGCAAUUGAUCCUGGAGAGUAUGCCAACAAAAACGAUGCUGGUUCUGACAAGCAGAAACCAGAUUUACCCGAUGAAGUUGGUUUGGGCAAGAAUGCAACAGCAGCAAUGGGUGAGCUAUCGGAGCUGUGGGAUGAAUCUCAAUACGAAGAGGAAUACAAUCUUGAUUCGUUUAUCAAGGCACUGAAAUGA